CGGGAGCAGCCAUGGCGCGGGCGGGGCGGGCGGCGGCAGCGGGGCCGGGCGAGCUGCCGCGGGGCCGGCGGGGACACAGCGGCCGCGGCCCCGCCGAGCGCCUGUAGCCGCGGCCGGGCCGCAGGCUGGCGAGCCGGGGCGCGCUGGCGGCGGCCGCCGCGGCGGCGGCGGAGGAGGGAGGAGGCGGGAGCCAGCCGCCGGCCGCGCCGCCACACAAGAAGAUGAAGAAGCGGAAGGAGCUGAACGCCCUCAUCGGCCUGGCCGCCGACGGCCGCAGGAAGAAAUCCCUCAAGAACGGCUCGGGCCACCGGCUGUUGCGCACCGAGCCGCCCGCCUCUGACUCCGAGUCCAGCUCCGAGGAGGACGAGUUCGCGGCGGCGGGGGCGCGGGGCCGCUGCGGCAAGGGAGACUAUCUGCGAUGCUGCAAAUUCUGUUACCCAUUGUGUGCAUUUGUCAUUCUCGCCGCUUGUGUGGUAGCGUGCGUUGGCUUGGUCUGGAUGCAGGUGGCUCUCAAGGAGGAUCUGGACGCAAUAAAGGAGAAGUUUCGAACUAUGGAAUCUAAUCAAAAGACGUCAUUCCAAGAAAUUCCGAAACUGAAUGAAGAUUUGGUGCAGAAGCAAAAGCAACUAGAACAAAUUGAGAGUGGAGAACUGGGGCUAAAUAAGAUUUGGAUCAAUAUCACAGAGAUCAAUAAACAGAUAUCACAAUUGACCUCAACAGUAAAUCAUCUCAAAAACAACAUCAAGUCUGCUCCUGAUCUGAUUUCUCUUCCUCUCACAGUAGAGAAGCUUCAGAAGACUGUAGCGAACAUAGGUAGCACGCUUACCAGUGUUUCUCACGAUGUUGAAAACAUACAGACAGUUAUUGAAGAAUACAAGAAAUCCAUAGAAAUACUUCAGAAUGAUGUGAAGGAAUUAAAGCAGAUACCUUCACUUCCCUCCACUGUUGUGCCAAGGACUGAGAGAAAUCAGACAGAAAAUUGCAAACAGGACAGCCAGUCACUGCACACAGCUUUGGAGGAGCUAAAUAACACUGUACUGGUGUACCAAAAGCUGAAUGACAUCAAGCUUCUAAAUGUGGAUUCAGCCAUCGGGAACCUCAGCCAGAGGGUUAUGCUGUUAGAAAACUCUGCCCUUGCUGUGAAUAAUCUGGACAAAAGAGAGAACUUGUCUAUCAGUGUGGGGAAUGAUGCAACUACCUCUCGAAAAACACAAAACGAAGAUCAACUAGAUAAUGAAAGUCAUUCAGAUAAAGAAAAGGAAACAGGAACUAGAGAUUCUCAGGUAUUAAAAAGAAAAGAAACACUUGAGCUGAUCAAUGCUCUCACAGGCAAGCCUGAAAAUGACAGACCCACUGAGACAUCACAGAAUGUUGAAAGUAGUCUGAGUACUACAGCAAAGCCCACAGACCUUUCUAGGCUGGCUUCUCGGUCAGCUGAUGACAACGCUGAGAGUAACGGACAGCUGAGACAUCUGUCCUUACCAGGAAUUGCCAGCAUGGAAGAUCUUCAGAAUUUGUUUGAAACAGCAACUGAAGAUGCUGAUAGAAAACUAUCACAUGAAGAUCUCCAAAAGCUGCUCGGCUCUACGGCCCCAGAGUCCCAGAGCUUUAAGAAAUUUGACACAGAUGGAGAUGAGAAAUACUCGUUACAAGAACUGAGAUUAGCUUUAGGGGUAUAGGAUAUAUAUAUUUAGAAAUGUGAUAUUGAUGGAUGCUACUGUAGCUAAAGGAAACUACAGGACAUGAAAAACUACGGCUGCACUUUCCUAGUGUUUUACUGAUCUUUGGAGCUAAAUUACUGUUCACAUUGCCACCUCUUAUUUUCGUUUGCGUUUAUUGACAUUUACAAAGUUUUAUGUUGAUAGGACGUAAUAUUGGGACCGUGUUAAAAUCCAGCAAAUUCCCAAACUUGGAAACAUUUUCCUCUCAUUCUUUCCUUUUCAAGGGAGUUUUGGUUUUAAUUUAAAAUAUGUACAUACUAAAAUAAAACUAUGGUUUUAUAUUUCACUGAAAUUUGCCUUAAAUUAGAGAGCUGCACUUUAUGUAGAGUGGAAGGAAAUCUGUCUUGUAAAGAUGGGCUUCUUCUGCUUGUAAAUAUUUGAGACAGAGUAAAUUAUGCAUAUUUAAGGAGGAGUUUGUGUCAGGGGCUGUGUUGGUAGGAAGGUGUUUAUGACGAAAGACUGAGCCUAAAAGGGGUGGUGUUAAGAGCCUCAGCUCAAUUUGUAAUUAUGACUAAGUAUAUCCAUGAAUGAGUUUGGACUCAGAGGAAAGCAGGAGUGGUAAAUCAUGCCCAUCUAUAGCAGGAUUUAUUUUUAGAGGGAAGAGUUGAAAGUGUUUUUUAUAUCAUCAACCUACAGGAGCAAUUACCUACCAAGUGCUUGGGGUUUCACUUCAGCAUUCUUCUAGCUUUGCUGUGUUGCAUCCAGAUUACAUUUUGUGAGAUGAGCCUAUCUGUUUUUAUUUAAAGAAAAGCAAGCUAUUGAACAACUUUAACAGAUGCUUAAGAGGUAAAAGUCUACAAUGCAGCCUGCUGAGUAGCACCCGAAUAGCCCAUGCUAUGGGUACCAUCAGUGGUGUGCUGGUGGUCUUACUGGCUGGUCUCUGGAGGUCUGUGAAGAACAGGGUUGCUGAUGCUGCCGCUUCCUUCCAUCCAUCCGCUGUUGUUUGGGUCACUCUGAAGUGUCCUGAGUAAAGCUUGUGGUCACUGGGAGCGUGAGCAGGUGGGGAAGGCCCGGAGUAGACUCGUGGGCUGUUUCCUGACUAAUGUGAACACGAUCACUUCUUGGUACCUUUACCUUUUGUGUUCUUGCCAACAGAAGGGUAUAAAAAGCAGGGUAGGAGUGUGCAGUUGCAUCAGCAUUCUCUACUGAGACCUGCUUCGUUAGUGAGGUUUCCUUAAUAUAGAGGAACUAAGGGUUUGUUUGUACUAGUGGAUGUAAACACAGAGCAUGUUUUUAACCUUCUGGAACACAGAAAAUGGCUUUUGCAGAGGGGAUUAUUUUGCACUCAACAUCAGGGCCAAGUUGGAUGAUUUUGCUCGCAAAUAUUGCUGAUCUUGUUGGGAGUUUUUUGCAUGAUUAGUGAAUUGAAGUUGCCCACCUUGCUGAAGCAUCAGUUUGUGUGGAAGCCUGUUCAUAAUUGUUGACUUUAUAUAACUUUAGGCUGGAUGUUUUAUGAAUAAUUGUAUUCUGGAAGUAUGAAUUUCUGAAGGAAUGUAGAAAAUUGAACCCUGUUGCCCGUUGCCUAGGCUUCUUUCAGUGUUGCUCUUCUAUCCUGUUUGGGUAAUGCAGAUGUGAUGCUUUUGAAUGAUGUUUAAAAACAAAACCAACUAACCUGGGCUUUUGACAGGACGAGAAGCCAACACUUGUUUCUUGCCACCUCCCAUGCCCUUUUAUACACUACAGUAUAAUUCCUUAACCAAAUAAUAAUAAUUAAAAAAAAAAACAAACCAAACAACUAGCAAUAAAAUGUAACCAUUCUGGUAUUUUAUUUGUACAUACUGUAUCAUAGCCAUAUGCCAGAGUUUGCGAAAUAUUUUUGGAAGUUUGAUUUGUAUGGAACUUAACUUACCUUAAAAUUUAAGGGAUUAUUGUAUUGCCACGUGUUUUGUUGCAGUCUGCUUUACUUUCAGAUGGCUCUUCAACAGCGUUAGUGGAACUGUCAGCUGGAGACAGUGUGUGCCGCUACAGCCGCCCGUGGCCCAGGAGCCCAGCGGGUCGGUCACUGGCCCUGGGGCACAGCUCUCCAGUGGUGCUGUUCAGUUUGCAUGGCAGGAGCACGUUGCUGUAGUCACUGCUGUUGUGGGAUGGACUUGUGCUGUCAAUUUAACAAAAUAUGGUGGUCUUUGGGUGCAGUGGUCGCUUGUUUGGCCGGGGGUAGCUGGUCGUGUGUGCUGCAGGCUGGGAGCACUGGGCCCUGGCCAGGCUCUCCCAUCCAGGCAGGUUUUCUGCUCCCCUGCCCGUCUCCAUCCCCUGUGCUCUCCAAAACCCCUGUCCCGGGGCUGACAGGCUUCCUCCCCUGUGGUUUAUUAAAGCUGCAGGUGGUGGAGGCCAUAAAAGCCCCAGAUGUGAUAAAUAUGCUUGUCCAGAUCUGCUCUCUGCUGAGCUCACGGCUGCAGACAGGUUUUCAGAGGGGUGGCUGACACCGGCCCAGGAGGUGCCGAGUCCGGAGAGACAAAUGAUGUCUGGAAUCCAAAGAAAUGAGACAGUGGGUGCUGGUCUGGGCUGCAGUGGCGUGGAGCGAUGCGCUGCUGGGACUUGCUGUGAUCUGGUGUUCAUUUUCUGACUGUAUUUGUGGGGUUUUUGGCAGCUCCGGACACUGCGUGUCUGUCAGUGACCGGCCUGUGUGAGGAGCGCAUAGCGCUGGGUGCGAGCUGCGGCCCCCCCGCCUUUUCCCAUGUAAUGCGGCUUUAAUUUCUCCCAAUAAAAGUUAAUUUCCA
Messenger RNA from Columba livia (rock pigeon), 4438 nucleotides. RefSeq names its product EF-hand calcium binding domain 14 (gene EFCAB14). The transcript has 11 exons. The record is from RefSeq and is a predicted model, not a curated record. NCBI's taxonomy places the organism in Eukaryota, Metazoa, Chordata, Aves, Columbiformes, Columbidae. Bases 222 to 1679 code for a protein of 485 amino acids. Gene Ontology annotation, molecular function: calcium ion binding.